UCGUUCUUGUAUAUAGACUCUUCUUCUUCCCGCCCAUGUUCACUGUUUCGUUUCUCAUCCUCAUCGAACAUUCUUUCCUACUUUCGUUCUAUCAAACAACAGUCCAUUCGCUUUCUGAGUGUAAAGUCAUUCGCUUCUUUACUCUCAACUUAAUACAAACUUAGUUUUUUGUUUCCUCUACUUUCACUAGAACAAAGUAUCACUCUCACUCAAAAGAAAGAAUCCUCGUCCAUCAUUCAAAAUGAAGAACAGCGUUGCUAUCCUGGCCCUUGCCGCCGGCGUCAGCCAGGUCACUGCUACCGGCUGGAACAAGUUCCCUUCCUUCAACUGCCCCGAGAACACCGACAACAAGUGUGACGACAAGCAGAAGGAUGGUUUCUCCUGGGGUGACUUGAACACUGGAUCGUUCAGCAACUAUGGCGGUUUCGACUUCAAGGGCUGGACCUGCGGAAGCGAUUUCUCCAAGCGCGAUUCUCUCGCUCCCCGCACCUUCGGCAAGGGCAAGGUCAUUGAGGGCUCUUGCGGAAGCAAGAAGGAGACCUCUCCCUCCUUCGGCUGCGGCACCGGCACCAGCUCCCCUGAUAAGUUCUCCAUUGUCCACUUCGACGUCUCCGUCGAGUUCGACUGCGACCUCGAGUUCCACUACGACAUGCCCGAUGGCUCCAGCUGCAAGCACCGCUCUGCUUGCUCCAAGUCUGGAACCACUGUCAAGAACUCCCAGUGCGGUGGUGCCAAGAACGUCACCAUUGUCUACCCCGAGCAGCCCUCUAAGCCCAAGACCACCUGCGGUGUUGGCAUCCACACCAUCAGCUUCGACUGCAGCCCUCCCCAGACUGCCGUCCCCCCCAAGACCAAGACCAGCUCUUUCGCCAUUGCCACCACCCUGAGCACCAAGACCCACGACAAGCCCGUCAAGACCACCUCCGAGGCUGAGGCCACCUCCACCGCCGUUGUCCCCUCCGUCUCCAAGCCCUCCAAGCCCGUUGAGGAGACCACGGAGGCCACCAAGCCUGCCACCACCGGCCCCUCCAAGGACACUGAGACCGCUCCCGUUCCCACCAACGGCGAGACCGCCUCUUCUGCUCUCCCCUCCAUCUCCAUCCCCGCGGAGUCGACCACUGCUGAUGUUCCCUCCGUUACCAAGCCUGCCGAGACCCCCAUUGUCUCCAAGCCUACUGAGGAGACCACCGGCGGCGUUGUUCCCUCCGUCUCCAAGCCUGUCGACGCUUCCGUUCCCACCGUCCCCAUCAACGGCACCCAGCCCGCUGAGACCGUCCCCGCGACCGUUCCCGUUCCUGAGACCAAGACCACUGUCUACGACACCACCUCCACCGUCUACACCACCCGCGUCGAGACUGUCACCUCCUGCGCUCCCGAGGUCACCAACUGCCCCGCCAAGUCCCACGCUGUUGUCACCGUCACCGUCCCCGUCUCUACCACCAUCUGCCCCGUCACCGAGACCUUCGUCCACACCCCCGGUGUUCCCUCCAAGCCCGCUGCUACCCAGCCCGCUGGUGUUCCUUCCCAGGGUGUCUCUUCCCAGAAGCCCGUCGCCUCGGUCACUGUUCCCGCUGGCCCCGUUGAGACUCUUCCCUGCCCCGAUGUCGUUCCCCAGUGCUUGAGCACCUGGAUGUUCUCGUCCGGCUGCACUGACAACUCCGACAUCCACUGCUUCUGCCCCGACUCCAAGUUCGUCGAGAACGUCUUCUCUUGCAUCUACUCCUACGGUGCCAGCGACGAGAUCAUCUCCAAGGCCACUCAGUUCUUCCAGGGUAUCUGCGCUGCUCACAUCCCUGAGAACCCUGCCAUCGUCACCGCCCCUGCCACCAUCACCACCGCCAUCACCGUCUCGGCCACCAAGCCCGCUGCCACCAACCCUGCCGAGUACACCACCGUCACCGUUGACAAGACCAUCGUCGUCCCCUGCGUCACCUCCGGCACCACCGUUCCCGGCUCUUCCACCACCGCCAUCAUCAAGACCACCCUCGAGGUUCCCCACGUCUCCUUCGCCACCAACUCCGCUUCGGUUGUUGUUCCCGUCCCGGCUCCCUCUGCCCCGGCUGGAACUCCCGUUGCUCCCGGUGCGACUGCCUCUUCCCAGGCCCCGGUUGCUCCCUACCCUACCACCCCCGCCGUUGGCGCCAGCAAGACCAUUCCCGUCGGCACUGGCGGUGCUGCCGUCCCUACCACCACUGGCGUCGUCGUCGCCGGUGCUGGCAAGACCACCUUCGGCCUUGGUGUCGUCGUUGCCAUUGCUGCCCUCGCUGCCUUCUAAGCUGGGUAACAUGGCUGCUUUCUCUGCCCUUCUCUACUAAGAUGAAACUUACUUGAGCGCGGAGGAGAGAUGCCAACCCCAAGAUUUUCUUACUGUAUCAAGUCGCUGUACGCACACACAAAUCUGUAAUCUACAAGCCCGCAAUUUUACAUAUUAUUCUUACGAUCCUUACGAAACAAACACAUUGCUUAGGUGGUUUUUAUAGGUCUGGAAAACAUUCGGUGUUAUCACAUAGGCUUAUAUCCCACAUUUACCUCCAUUUGGCCGCGAUUCUUUUUAUAGAGCGCAUCAGAAACAAAAAAGGGUGUUGGAAGAUUUUUUUAUACCCCUUGGCUUGUUGGUUUAAUACUUAAUUAGCUAGUUCCUUUCGAGAGGAAUACAAAUGCGCUCUCCAAUGA
Colletotrichum phormii is the source of this 2673-nucleotide messenger RNA. RefSeq lists its product as uncharacterized. The record is from RefSeq and is a predicted model, not a curated record. Lineage: Eukaryota; Fungi; Ascomycota; Sordariomycetes; Glomerellales; Glomerellaceae. The transcript is spliced from 3 exons. The coding region runs from base 242 to 2275 and encodes 677 amino acids.